AUGGACUGGGAAAAACUUAAUAUCAAAUGUCCAAGCACUGUUUCUGCUAUGAGUGGAAAAACCUUUACAAAGUGUGAACUGGCAAAAGAGUUAGCAGAAUCAAACCACGAUAUACCACGUAGUGAUAUUGACGACUAUGUUUGUAUGGCAGAAUUUGAAUCGAGCUAUAGAACUAACGUAAUAAGUCCUCCAAACAUUGAUGGAUCUCGCGACCAUGGACUUUUCCAGAUUAAUGAUUAUUGGAACUGUGAUCCUCAGAAUGGACAAACCACCAAGAAUGGCUGCAAUGCAAAUUGUUCAGAUUUCAGAAAUGACGAUAUAUCUGAUGACAUCGUGUGUGUAAAACAGCUGAAGAGAGAACAUCAUGGAUUUGGAUUUUCAUCUUAA
Messenger RNA from Saccostrea echinata, 387 nucleotides. Its product is annotated as lysozyme 1-like. NCBI's taxonomy places the organism in Eukaryota, Metazoa, Mollusca, Bivalvia, Ostreida, Ostreidae. The transcript is spliced from 5 exons. The record is from RefSeq and is a predicted model, not a curated record. Bases 1 to 387 code for a protein of 128 amino acids. Gene Ontology annotation, molecular function: lysozyme activity.